Molecule: messenger RNA, 2337 nt
Organism: Oldenlandia corymbosa var. corymbosa
Lineage: Eukaryota; Viridiplantae; Streptophyta; Magnoliopsida; Gentianales; Rubiaceae
Source: the annotation of a GenBank genome assembly
AUGAUAGAUUUGGUGAAUGAAUCCGCUACGGCUCCUCCUAAAUCCGCCGUCCUCCACCACCACUCCCGCUCUCAUUCGGGUUCUCAUCUAUAUUUCCAUUUCAACUUUGACUCCGAAGACAAUGACGACCACAAUCACAUCCACGACGAUGAUGAUUCAGCUUCUAGCUCUUUCCACCGCCACGCUGGCUAUGAGCAAUUGACCACUGCUCUGACGGCGGUCUCUCUACCUCCUACCAUUCCACAUCUGCAUUCACCGUUUUUGGUUUCAGAAGUUGGUCGCCGCAGGUUUUCUGAGAAUAUGUCUUCCUCGUCAGUAGAAGAAAGCGAUUUAAGUGAAUCAGAUCUCGAAGAAUAUGGAAUGAAAUGCUACGAGAAACUAAAGAAUGAGCAAAGGGAGUUGAAAGUUUCAGAUGAAAAGUACAGAUGCCCGUUCUGCCCUGGCAAAAGCCAUCAACUAUAUCGCUUCAAAGAACUGCAACAGCAUGCUUCAGGAGUGGCAAAUGGCUCAAAGAAAAGAAGAGUCAAGGAACGAGGCAAACAUCUUGGGUUGACAAAGUACAUGAUGAAUGACCUAGGGAAAACUGAUCAGCACUCAAUGGGGUCGUGUAACAGUGGUGAUCCCCGGGAAGUUGGGCCUAAUUCAAGUGAAGAGUUUGUUUAUCCCUGGAUGGGAAUAAUUGCGAAUGUGCCUCGGGGAAGGCAAGAUGGAAAAUAUGUUGGACAAAGUGGUUCUAAGAUUAGAGAUGAUCUUACCAUCAACGGAUUUAACCCAGUGCGAGUAACAUCUUUGUGGAAUUAUGCGGGAUUCUCAGGUUAUGCCCUUGUUGAGUUCAACAAAGGCUGGCAUGGAUUCAGCAAUGCAAUGGCAUUUGAGAAGAUGUUUGAGGAGAAUCAUCACGGGAAGCAGAAUUACUACGAUGCAUUCGAAAAGGGAAAUGAGUUAUAUGGAUGGCUUGCUCGUGCUGAUGACUACAACUCAAGUAGAAUCUUUGGGGAACAUCUUCAAAAAAAGGGUGAUUUGAAGACUAUUGCUGGCAUAGAAGAAGGAGAAGAGAAGAAAUCGUCAAUGCUUGUUUCAAAUCUUACAGAUGAAAUUAAAAAGAAAAAGGAGUGCUUGAAGGAGUUCGAGAGUAAAUAUUAUGAGAGUUCAACUUACUUGAGUAAGUUGAUGCUUCAAAAGGAUGCAACGCUUAAGAAGCAUAAUGAAGAGUUGAGAAAGAUGCAGGAGAUAACUAGUACUCAGCUCAAAAAUAUUUUCUCGGAGCAUGAGAAAAUUUCAUCACAAUUAGAAUCACAGAGGAAGGAACUUAUUGAGCGCGAAGCCAGAUUGAAGGAACGCGAGGCCCUCAAUGAAAAUGAGAGAAAAAAACUUGAUCAGCAGAAAGAGAUGAAUGAAAGAGCCACCACGGAACAGAACAGGGCAAACGAAAAGGUUUUGAACUUGGCUGAGGAGCACAAGCGGAAAAAAGAGGAAUUGCACCGGAAAAUUAUUGAAAUGGAAAAGAAAAUUGAUGCAAAGCAAGCAUUGGAACUGGAGAUUGAACGCCUUAGAGGAGCUGUUGAAGUUAAGAGGCAUAUGGGGCUUGAUGUAGAUGAUCAGGAAGGUGGCAAAAUGCUAGUUGUCAUUCAAAGCGAGCUUAAAGAGAAAGAAGAGGAGUUGGAGUAUCUGGAUGCGGCAAACCAGACUCUCAUUGCCAAGGAGCGCAAAACCAAUGAUGAAUUGAUAGAAGCACGGAAAGAAAUGAUUCAAGGUUUGACAGGGAAGAACUCCAAGAUCAUUGGUGUGAAGAGAAUGGGUGAUCUUGAUAUUUCGCCAUUUCGAAAAGCAGUUAAAAUAACACUCCAGAAAGGGGAAUCAGCUGAAAUGAAAGCAGCGGAGCUGUGUUCAGAAUGGCAGGAACAACUCGGUGACCCCAGUUGGCACCCUUUCCAGAUGGUGAAAGUUGAGGGUAGUGAGGAUUACAAGAAAAUUGUUAACUCGGAUGACGAGAAGCUGAAAACGCUGAAAGAAGAACUUGGGAAUGAAGCAUAUGACGCAGUGGUGACUGCCUUGAAAGAGAUAGAUGAGUACAACCCCAGCGGAGCAUACAUAGUACCUGAGUUAUGGAACUUUAGACAAAACAGGAAAGCCACACUUAAGGAAGCUGAAACGCCUGAGAGGGAAAAAGCGAUAGAUGUUGUGGUGCCACAGCAUUGCAGAAUGGAGAAGCCGGGAACUCUCAAUCUUGGUGGGAAACGAACGGAUAGGUUUUGUUCGGGUAACUUUGAAAAUUUUGCACUGUUUUGUGAGGAAAAUGAGUUGGCUGAUGAUCCCACAUCCUCAAUCAGGAUGUAA